Lachancea dasiensis is the source of this 1284-nucleotide messenger RNA. The record is from the annotation of a GenBank genome assembly. Lineage: Eukaryota; Fungi; Ascomycota; Saccharomycetes; Saccharomycetales; Saccharomycetaceae.
AUGCGUAAGUGCAAGGUUUUCGUCGGAAAUUCUCACCCGGAACUCGGGAACUUGGUAUGCGAGAGGCUAGGUAUUCAACCGGCUCCUUGUACGCUAAAAAAGUUCGCCAAUGGCGAGACUUCAGUGCAGAUUGGAGUCUCGGUACGUGACGAGGACGUUUAUGUUAUUCAGUCUGGUUCUCCUGCCAUUAAUGACCACAUCAUGGAACUGUUGAUUCUAGUUUCUGCAUGCAGAGGUGGAUCUGCAAAGAAGAUUACUGCGGUGAUCCCACAAUUCCCCUACUCGAAACAAUGCAAAAUGAAAAAGCACAGAGGGGCUAUCACUGCCCGCAUGCUUGCGAAUUUGCUGAUCAUGGCUGGCGCGGACCACGUUGUUUCCAUGGAUUUACAUGCUUCUCAGAUGCAAGGUUUUUUUAGCAAACCUGUAGAUAACUUGUAUGGUGGUCCAAGUUUGGCAAGAUGGAUAAGAGAAAACGUGGAGGAUUUUCCUGAUGCCGUUGUUGUCUCAAAAAACCCCGGCGGUACCAAGAGAGUUACUGCUCUAGCAGAUUCACUAAAAAUAAAUUUCGCCAUGAUUCACACCGAUCGCCGCCGUUCCAAGGAUUUAUAUGCUCAGAAUAAAAACAAGCAGCAAUUAAUGCAAAGAAAACAAUCCAUGCUAAGGAAAAAUAGACCAAUAGUCAGACCUGGAGAAGCGCCCGAUGAAGAAGAAAAUAUCAUCUUGACCAACGGGAUUCAAACGGCCAGGAUCGUCGGGGGGCAUGUUGUCGAUGACGAUGACUACGUGGAUGAGGAGUCUAUCACGGACUCUGAUAAUGACUCAGAGGCUCUGUCCUCAAUAAGUGAUUCCUACGCACUUGGUGGAUCUUACGAUGCAGUGGACUCGGAAGAUGAGGAGGGACCGGAGUUUGUUGACCAAGAGAAGCUGAUCACACUAGUCGGUAACGUUAACGGUCGCUCUGCAAUUAUUUUGGACGACAUGAUUGAUAGACCGGGUUCAUUUAUCAGCGCAGCCGAGCACCUUGUUAAAAACUGUGGUGCCAAGAAGGUUUACAUCAUUGCUACUCACGGUGUCUUCACUGGUGACUGCUUAGAACAACUUGAACAGUCCAGUUCUAUACACCAAAUUGUCGUUACCAACACUUACCCAAUUUCUCAAACAAAAAGACAAAGUUCUAAGAAAUUAGUUGUGAUCGACGUAUCAUCAAUUUUUGCUGAGUGCAUUCGUCGUGAUCAUUACGGUGAGAGUAUAUCAGUUCUUUUCGAUUCCUUGGCUUCUCUGUGA